This is a messenger RNA of Orbicella faveolata, 2374 nucleotides long. RefSeq lists its product as uncharacterized. Gene Ontology annotation, cellular component: plasma membrane. NCBI's taxonomy places the organism in Eukaryota, Metazoa, Cnidaria, Anthozoa, Scleractinia, Merulinidae. Gene Ontology annotation, molecular function: G protein-coupled peptide receptor activity. Gene Ontology annotation, biological process: adenylate cyclase-modulating G protein-coupled receptor signaling pathway; cell surface receptor signaling pathway. The record is from RefSeq and is a predicted model, not a curated record.
UUUUUAACUGCACAUGUUACUCAGCAAAUUAUUUAAAUGUCUAUCUGAGGCUUUUAGAAGUGACCGGAUUUCCAAUUAUCACACUUACCUAUCCUGAUGGUGAACUGAAUUCUGUUGCUGAGACCGAUUUCUGUUCCACAGAUCAACUUUGUAAUCGCAGCAUACGUCAUUCAAAUGCUCGCAAGAAAGCUCAAGAAUUCUUCUUCGACACAGAUGAAUAGAAUCAAAAAAAGCGCCAAAGCGAUAAUAAUUCUGAUCUCCCUUUUGGGGCUGAUAUACCUCCUUGUAUUCUACCUGCCGGGAGAUAACCCUUCCAGCGAGUAUUUUGUCGCUGUUGUUUAUCCACUUCAGGGAAUAAUGGUCUGUAUAUUUUGUGUGUUCCUGAGCUCGGAGUUUCGUGAAGCCCUCAAGAGACAUUGGAUGAAAUGGAGAUAUGGAAUAGAAAUAGAGACGAACCCAUACGCGACAGGUCGUGAUAAUGAGGCAGGACCUUCUGGUGAACAAGAGGGAACCUCCGCAACCAUGCUUAGAACAGAGUCCUCAGAGACAGUACCACCCAGAGCCCUCUCAAUAGCGUCCCUACGAGAUAAAUCAAGUGGCCAGUUGCCCAAGGACGCUUCUCACAGGAGGAACACUCAGAUGUCUCUUCUGUCUCGAUCAAGCGAUCUCACAAGAUUUCGCCUCGCGAAGAUUGAGCCUGAGCCCAUGGUUCCACUACGGGUACAGUCAGUGGGCCCAGGGGACUGGGUCCCACCGACGCUUCAAGCAGUCAAGGCCUGGGGAGUGAUCGAGUUGCCUAAGAAUUCAGAUGAACCGACUGCUAGCGAAGGGCAUGCAAAUGAAGGUUUCUCGGGUAGCCGUGCUUCGCUUGCCGGCCGCAAGAAUUCUCUUUAUUCCGCAAAGCCAGAGACGGAACCAGUGGAAUCCCAGACAACAUCUCUAGUAGAACCGGAAACAAAGACAGAAGACCGUGAAGAGUCUGGGAGAUCUGGAGAGCCAAACAACACUGCAAAAGAUGAUACGAGAGAGAAUUCCACACCACAACAAUUUGAAGACCAAUUUUCGCCGUUCUCGAGUCAACUGUUCGAGCACGAAGAUGAAGUAUAUAAAGAGUCUCCGAGCUCAAGUCCUGUGGCAAGUGUGGAACCUGUUACAUCUGGCGGUGAAACGCCGACAGCUACAGCAGGCUCGAGUUCAUCCCAAGAUGCCGAACCAUCGACAAGCGCUGAGGAUUCAAACGCUUCUUCUCAAGGAAAGGGAUUCUGGGACAAAGCACGACUAUUGGCGUCACAAAGACGAAGAUCUCGGAUAGAACACAACAAGGUGUUGUCCAACAACGACGAUUCCUCACAACUUCGUCACACAGACAGAUUUAAACAAGCUGAUGAAUAUCGAAUGGCAUGGAUCGCCAACAUUCUCAGAGGAUCUAAAUUGCGUGACAAUGAGAGCGAAGCGUGAAUCAUACCUACAUGAGUCAUUUGCACGUGAUCUGUCACGUGAUCUCGUCGUUUACUACAGAUUGGAUGAAUUCUCGGUCGCCCAUCGUCACGAGGCAAACAUCUGACACAUGGAGUGAGAAAUGAUGUCAAAGAGGUCCUCAUCUUUGAAAAGCAUAUUGUAUAAACAUGAUCUGAAACCUGGUGCGAAUAAUAGAGUUUUCAAAACAAAUCUGAAGACUGUGGGUCUUCUGCGAGAUUAUUGUCAGUUUCAGAGGAGAAAUUAUUUAAGUUAUGAAUGUUUAUCGCAUCUUAUUGUUUAUAAUCGAAGUGGGCUGAUGGAAUUCAAUUUCCUUCGCUCGUUACGAGCCCCCCUGGUCUAGAAUUUGGGAGGUGUUUUUAGACAAGUCCAGGUUUGACACAUGGAGUGAAAACUGUGGUCAAAGACCAGGCUUUUCCCUAGGCUCUCCUCCCUAGCUGGAGUACAGUGUGUUUGGUUGUGGAGUUUUUGGCCUGCUGCACUCCAGAAACUGGUUUUCACCGUCUAACCAUCAAGCUCCGCGCUCCCUGUUUCCCGGUUUUUCUACGAUUGUGACGAGACAGAUAACUGUUACAUGGAAAUGGCCCCCAAAACAUGUUAGUUUUUGUGUUGUGUGUCCCAUAUCGUUUGCAUGCGCGGUGGCUUAAUGGUUUGCGUGUAGAAUUAACGGUCCAAGACUUAAUGACCUCCCUCUAAAAAUGUCUCUCAUGACUUAGGCUGCGUCUACAUAACGCCCGGGGAAUUUGAAAAUGGAGGUUUCACGCUGAAAACGCAUCAAUUUUUUUCCCUCCACACGGCGCGGAAGGAAUUUAAAAGGCAACAAUCACGGAUCAUUUUGGAUUUGUGCUUGAGAAAAACUCAGUCAGGGAAAUCACAUGAUUACCGUGACGCCAAAAUG